Molecule: messenger RNA, 867 nt
Organism: Nasonia vitripennis (jewel wasp)
Lineage: Eukaryota; Metazoa; Arthropoda; Insecta; Hymenoptera; Pteromalidae
Exons: 3
Coding region: 1-867 (288 amino acids)
Source: RefSeq, a predicted model, not a curated record
AUGGGUUACUUCAUCUUCGUUGAGAUCAUUCUCAACAUUAAAUUAAUUUUACUAACUCUGGCAGUAUUUUUAAGUAAAACUUUUGCAACAACAGAUAUUGACAAGAAAACCGUACACUUUAAAAUCCAUGUUCCGGAAAUUAUCAAGCAUCAUAUUCACACAAAAACGGUAUUCAUUCAUGUGCACGAAAUGAAGCCAAAAAAACAGAAGGAGGAUAGCCACGUUGAAGACUGGACGUCUUAUAACUCAUACAAUUACAAUGAUGGUACAGGAGAAGGUCGCGGUGAAGACUACCACAGAAAGAAGAAAGCAAAAAUCGUCAAUCCAUACGACGAUUACAUGCCAAUUCGAGAUGAUAAUUACCAGCCUUACGCUCCUAUAAACCCAUACGAUGAUCCGGACAAUCAGUUGGUGGACGAACUACCACCACCCAACGACAACCCUUUGGGCUUCUUCGGACCACCCAUAGAUCCUGAAGAAAUCGUCGAUCAAAGAGCGCCGCAAAUCGACGCCAAGGCGUAUCCACCACCUGGACAGUACGCGAUCCACGAAGAAAUAAACGAGGAACCACCUACCAACGACAUCGAUUCAUACAAGCAGUUUCACGAGGAGGGUUACCACCGCGGUAUGAAGACCGAAACCGGUCACAUUAUUCAGAAGGAUCUCAAGGACUUCUACGACAAGGAGCAUGACGAGGGCGACUACAACAAUUCCGACUAUGAAAACAAUAGUUACAAAAAAUACGCCAAUCACGGAAAUCAUGGUCAUCACCACGGAAAUUACGACAAAGAGAUUGGACACGAGCAGCGCGCGGGGAAAAAGCGAGCAGACAGAAGAUUCUUCGUGGCCAGGAUGGUCAUCAGAUAG